AUGGUCGGUUCUGCGGUGGCCCAGGAGGCUGUUAAUGAAGUCUUAUCAAGAAUCAAAGAGGGUUAUGCCGAGAAGUCAGAUGCAAAGGAGCACAUAGAGAGGAUGGAGAUGGCGCACAUCAAGCUAGAAGCCGCCCUUGAGGCAUCCAAUAAGUGGAACAUCACUAGCCCGCCACUACUGCGCUGGAGGAGCAAGCUCAAGCGUGCCACACAGGAGUGCGACCACACUUUGCGCCGGUGCAGGCAGCGAUUGCAAGAAGAGGAAGAAGUGAAACAAGGGCUACAGAGCUCCUCCUUUCCUAAGAGGGUCUCUCAUACUGCCAUGUCAUUUGUUUCGUCAAUGUUUAGCAGCGGUAGUGGCGACGACAAGCUAAGAGGAUCCACUGCCGUCCGGCGAUUUGAGCGGUUUGCUGAUGGUGCCAGCGAGUUCUUGAGCUUACAGCUCUCUGAGAGUACUGACAUAGUUGGGGUUGUAGUCAGAUGCCUGCAGCUGUACAAACCGUGCCUUGAGCUUCAUAGCGAGACUGUAAAGACAAAGCUGACCCAGAUACCAAUGCAAGACUUGUGUUGGGUGUUUGAUGCUUAUUCAGGUUAUGGCUGUGAUGAACAACAGAACAGUCUUGAAACCAUGUGUUCUAAAUGGUAUCGACCAAACCCAUUUUGCUGUCAACAACUAGAACAUCUCCAUGCCCAGAGCUCCUUUUCAAAAUCAUUGACAUGUGAUAUAUACAUGGAAACAGUUAUCCAAGUGUAUUUGCUAGGACAUGUUGCACUGUCAGUUGGGAACAAUAGGCAGAGCGCAGUCAUCGAUGGCGAAAGCCAAACAAGCCCCACGAGAGACUUUCCAUAUCUGAAACUUGGAGCACACUUCGCCCCUCAUGCCUCUUUUGAAGAUUUGUCACCUACUGUUGGGGGUUCAGUGUCAGAGAUAAUCAACGAUGGAGCCAAACAUUGUGCCAUGUAUGCAAACAUUUCCUUUGAACAGCUGGGCGAGAUCACGAUGCCAAAAGCAGUAGAUUGCCUUAGUAGGAAUCUGGAAGCUACCUCAUAUCAGAUGUCGUGGAAGUCCAAGCAUGGAAGCGCGUACCUUCGGGUCGAGAAGACCUCAUGGAGAGCAACUACUAGGAAGGACAAAGUUGGAAAACGCUGUAAGCAACGGCCGGACAAGAAGGUUCCAGCUCAGGGAUGGACAGGUGCUAACAUUAUUGGGCAAGGAAGCUCAAGAUGUCCAGCACGUUAA
Molecule: messenger RNA, 1239 nt
Organism: Miscanthus lutarioriparius
Lineage: Eukaryota; Viridiplantae; Streptophyta; Magnoliopsida; Poales; Poaceae
Source: the annotation of a GenBank genome assembly